Molecule: messenger RNA, 968 nt
Organism: Diospyros lotus (date-plum)
Lineage: Eukaryota; Viridiplantae; Streptophyta; Magnoliopsida; Ericales; Ebenaceae
Product: 60S ribosomal protein L6-like
Exons: 4
Coding region: 66-767 (233 amino acids)
Biological process (GO): cytoplasmic translation; ribosomal large subunit assembly
Cellular component (GO): ribosome; cytosolic large ribosomal subunit
Molecular function (GO): structural constituent of ribosome; RNA binding
Source: RefSeq, a predicted model, not a curated record
AGAUUCUGUGUUUUCAUCUGAAGCCGAAGGCCGACUGCAGAAGCAGAACUCCAUAGCUUCCAUCAAUGGCUCCCAAGGCAGGAAAGCGGAAAACCAGCCGUAACCCAGAUCUCAUUCGCGGCAUCGGAAAGUUCUCCAGGUCUAAAAUGUACCACAAGCGUGGGCUCUGGGCAAUCAAGGCCAAAAACGGCGGUGUUUUCCCCAAGCACGACCCCAAGCCGGCUGCUCCUCUGCCGUCCGAGAAGCCGCCGAAGUUUUACCCGGCUGACGACGUCAAGAAGCCGUUGGUGAACAAGCGGAAGCCCAAGCCCACCAAGCUCAGGGCACGCAUUACACCUGGGACUGUUUUGAUCAUAUUGGCCGGGAGGUUUAAGGGGAAGAGAGUUGUUUUUCUGAAACAGCUGCCAUCUGGGUUGCUUCUGAUUACUGGUCCAUUUAAUAUUAAUGGCGUUCCUCUCAGACGUGUGAACCAAUCUUAUGUCAUUGCAACUUCAACCAAGAUCAACAUUUCUGGGGUAAACGUGGAAAAGUUUGAUGACAAGUACUUUGCAAAGGCGGUAGAAAAGAAGACGAAGAAAGGAGAGGGCGAAUUUUUUGAGGCAGAAAACGAGGAAAAGAAGACACUUCCACAGGAGAAGAAAGAUGACCAGAAAACCGUGGAUGCGGCGUUGGUGAAAUCCAUCGAGGGAGUCCCAGACCUGAAGACCUACCUGGCUGCAAGGUUUUCGCUCAAGUCAGGCAUGAAACCUCAUGAACUGGUCUUCUAGAGGGAAGCUCCUCCUUGUUGCAGAACCCCUUCCAUCUCAUCUAUUAUGCGACAGUAGUGGAUGCAUUUUCUAUAGUUUACCAUGCAGAACCUUAAUUUUGCUGUGCUGUUUAUGGAGUUACCCAUAGAAAUUCCUUCUGUUAAUUUUAUGAUUAUCUAGUGAUCUUAUUAUUAUAGGCGGGGUGGAUUUGUUUUUGUUGCA